AAGUUUCAUUCAGUACUGAGCAGAAAGAUAACAGACACGGAUCUCUUGAUUUAUUGUCAAUCUUUGUAGCGCUUAGUACUAACAGCAUAUUACCAACUCAAAACGGCUUAGAGAUACACGGCUUUAGAAGAAACUUUACCUAUAGCUGGUUAAUUUCUUCAUUUGGAUUGAAUCACAGAGACUAUAAUGGAUCUGAUGUGGCUUUUAUACAUAGCAGCGAGUACUAUCUGCGCUUUGCUCGCCUCUGCUGAGAGACACACUGUUUUCUGGAAUAGUACCAACCCUAAGUUCCAGCAGGGCAGCUAUGCGGUUGAGGUACGCCUGAACGACUACCUGGACAUCGUUUGCCCUCACUACCCACUGGGUGAAGUGCCAUCACAGGACGCCGAGCGCUAUGUUCUCUAUAUGGUGGAUCGUGAAGACUAUGACUCCUGCCGCCCACAAUCCUACGACCAGAUGCGCUGGGAAUGCGGCCACCCUUUCGCCCCACACGCACCCGAGAAGUUCUCGGAGAAGUUCCAGCGUUUCACGCCAUUCACUCUGGGAAAAGAGUUCCGACAGGGCGAGAGCUACUACUACAUCUCCAAACCACUGCACCACCACGGACAGGAGUGUCUGAGACUCCGAGUGGACGUAGUUGCCAAUGAUGGUUCUCAAGAAGCCAGGGUCAGCACAGGAGGCGGAACCAAGGGGGGCACAGGGGGAGGAGCUCACACACCAUCUAAUCGGUUACCAGCAGAUGAUCCUGUUGUGGCUCUUCCUGAAGUACAGAAAAGCAUGCGGACAAACUCCGCCAUUUCAAUAGCAUCCUGGACUGUUCUCACAACUCUACUCCCCAUUUUAUUAUUGCUGGUCUUACAGUGAGAUGAACAUUGGACUAAAUUACAAAAGAUUAUAAUGACGGCAGCCUGUGUUGAUGGAAGCACACAGGGGUAGCUCUUUACAUCCCAGUGCUGGCCAUUGGGAGACGCGUACAGGAAGUGGAGCUCUCUCACACCGCUGGUGCUGGUGGAGAAGCGAAACUUGAAUGAAGAGGGCUUUGAACUUUUGGACACUUCUACAGAAACAAAACAAGACGUCAGUAUUUUUCUGGAAAUAAUGUUCAUGCAAAGGGAUUUUUUUUCCUUUCCAUUUUUUGUUCCUCAUAUUAACGCCGGACUACACAAAACCUGGAUAAGAACAAACUGAAACAGUAAUGAAGAAUUUGAAAUAGCACGUACUUCAAAUAUGGACAACCUCUUUGUUCAAGUUUCAUAAUGAGGGGACGCAAGCCAAGAAUGAGCCAAAGACCACAAAGUUUCUCACGAAGGAGCAGAGCGAUCAAACCUUUUAUUGUUUUCUCCUGUUUUGUUGAUCCACAGAAAUAAUUGUGUUUCGUAUUAAUUUAUGUAGCAUCAGCUCAGUGGGUUUUAUUCUCACGAUUUUCUCAUGAUUUUACAAGACUGUGUGCUGUACCUGGAUUUAAACCUGGUAAUGCAGCACAGAACACACACAAACCCUGUUCCACUGAAAUGGUGCUGGCUAUUGUGAUGGGACAUCUGAGGAAUUUAACAGAGUAUGUCAGAUUGAGCGCCGGCACCCUGUCAGCGGAAAACGGGGGCAUCCGAUACUGUUUACCAAACCCACUGACACACUUCCAUUCACAAAUGCUGUUGUUUUUGUACAUUCAUUGUUUAAAGAGUUUGUAAAUUAUUAGGUAUGCUGCAGAACAAAUGACUGUAUAUAGUGACCAAAAAUGUUUACUGUGUGAUAGGGAGAGAGAGGGAGAGAGAGAGAGAGAGAGAGAGAGAGAGAGAGAGAAUGAGACGUGAGAGAGGAGAGACUCGUUGGAUUCAUGUGUAUGUAGAUGAAAGACAGGAAGAAAUGCUGGCAAAAAAGGAAAUGUUGAUAUGUCCAGAAACACACACUGCCUCUCAAAUGUGUGUUUGUGUUAACAGAGGAGAUGUGAUGCCAAGCACAAUCAAUGAGAAGCGCGCACACACACACAUCAACAAGUGGACAACUGGAAGGCAACAGAAGGGUUUUAACACAGAAAACAACCUAUGUAAAGUAAUUCAACUGAUUUGUAUCGGUAAUUGGAAAAUACUAAAUAAUGCAAAAUAUUGAUAUUAAUGAUAUAUAUUAUUAACCCAAAUUAUAUGGGUUAUGGGAUAUAUGGGGUUGCCCAUGUCCAAUAAAAAACAAUAUGAAAUUAAAAAUUAAAAAAAAAGCAAAACACAAAUUAAUGCUAGAAAAUGAGACACUUAAAAUCAUUAAAUUGCAAUAUUUAUACACAGUAUAUAAUGCAAUUUAAUAAUAGCAAAUGAUUUAUUUAUAACAUUUAUUUUUACCUAUUAUUUAAUUACAGUUCUCAAAAUAAGCCACUGUUAUUGUCUUAUGAAUCUCAAAAUGGCCCAAAUAUCUGCUGAUUAAUUUACCUGCCUGAUAUAUCAGUCUGUUACUACAAUGUAAGUCUGCAAUUUUGUUUUUAAUCUACCUAUACUACACUACCAGGAAACUGUUUGUGUGGGGAAACUGGACCGGGUUUACAAUUUGAGAAGGACACAAGUUUCUAACACUAAUCCACUAAAGCACUAU
This is a messenger RNA of Cyprinus carpio (common carp), 2577 nucleotides long. RefSeq names its product ephrin-A1-like. Gene Ontology annotation, cellular component: plasma membrane. Gene Ontology annotation, biological process: ephrin receptor signaling pathway; axon guidance. Lineage: Eukaryota; Metazoa; Chordata; Actinopteri; Cypriniformes; Cyprinidae. Gene Ontology annotation, molecular function: ephrin receptor binding. The record is from RefSeq and is a predicted model, not a curated record.